Messenger RNA from Ictidomys tridecemlineatus (thirteen-lined ground squirrel), 387 nucleotides. NCBI's taxonomy places the organism in Eukaryota, Metazoa, Chordata, Mammalia, Rodentia, Sciuridae. The record is from RefSeq and is a predicted model, not a curated record.
AUGACAAUGGAGAACUUCGUGAAGGAUAUCAAGACCAGGCAAAAGAAUCUGAACCGUAUCUUCACUGUGCUAGAAACAGGCCAAGUGACCAAAACAAAGGACGGCAUGAGGUUUGGACCUGAAAAAUGGCAGACAAAACAGGCAGCAUCAAUAUCUCUGUCUGGAACAACCUGGGCUACCUCUCCAGUUUCUGAGAACAUGAACAGGAAUGGACUAAGUACCCCACCAGAUCCUGGUGGUGGCCCAUACUCCCCUCACAUUCCCUCCCCCCAACCUAGCACCAGAAUCACUUGAAGCCAGCCCAACCACACACCAGAUGGCCUUUCUGGCCCCUCCAGCAAUCCCAUCAGUAAAGGCAAAGAAACACACAGGAACAGCAAGAGAUAG